AUGAAGCUCCAGUUUCUCGUCACGACCGCAGCCGCUCUUCUCGUCGCUUUCCCGCUGCGCAUGAGCGAGUGCCGUGCUGUGGACAAACCUGACCGGCGAGUCUCCACCGCGCAGGACGAGGAGGAGAACCAGCGGCGAACGCGACCCAUCUGGGCCAGCCUGGGAGAGGAGUACUUCAUCCGCGUGGGCAACGGCAACCAGCGCGAGUCCGAGUCCGAAUCCGAAGCGCGUCUUGAACCGGCCCCGGCAGGGAUGUAUAAACGAGCUCUGCAGCUGAAACUGACCCAGCAGCUGCUCCGCGGUGGGGAAGACUUAGGAGAAGCCGCCCGGAGGCUCCGUGACGGCCAGGGGGAGAGAGCGCGGCGCGGGGAGGAGCCGCCCAUCUCCCUGGACCUGACCUUCCACCUGCUACGCGAAGUGCUGGAGAUGGCCCGGGCUGAACAGCUGGCACAGCAGGCGCACAGCAACCGAAAAAUGAUGGAGAUUUAUGGGUAAAAUUACUCACCCGACUUAAUGAAACUGUUUUAUUUUUACAUUUAGCACAAACCAUGAUAUCAUCCCGUGCCACAGUGCUGCUUCUCCAUAUUUAUACUGUAUUUAUUAGGCUAUUUAUUUGUUCUUUGGACACUGGCAUCUUUCCAUAAUUGCUGUGCAAGUGCUGAAUUGAAUCUGUAAAAUAAAAAAAAGAAUUCAUUCAAUUUCUUUGAAGAAAAGGAAAUAUUUUCAGAGUACUGUAUUUUAUCUUGACGAAGACUGUCCAGUCUCAUUGUACCUUAUACAAGACACUGUUUAAGUUUGUUAAUAAACUAAUGAGCAAACAGUACAUUUUCUGU
Trichomycterus rosablanca is the source of this 833-nucleotide messenger RNA. It is a transcript of the gene crhb, whose product is annotated as corticotropin releasing hormone b. Gene Ontology annotation, cellular component: extracellular region. NCBI's taxonomy places the organism in Eukaryota, Metazoa, Chordata, Actinopteri, Siluriformes, Trichomycteridae. Gene Ontology annotation, molecular function: hormone activity. The record is from RefSeq and is a predicted model, not a curated record. The transcript has a single exon. Bases 1 to 495 code for a protein of 164 amino acids.